AAUAUGUCCUCCGAGCAUCAAUUCGUCGCGCGAUCUCCUACACGCCUAUCCAAGAAGAGGAAUUACCGUAGCGCCAAAACCCCUCAGUCUUUCGCCCUGUUUCUUGCACCUUCGACCAUCUCUCUGCUGAAUGGGCAGCGAUGCAGGAUCCAGGAUGUGAUGCUUUCAGGUGACAACAGUGUGCCAUUGGUCAGUCUUGGGGCAUGAACAAGUCACUUGGCUCGGUGAAGGACUAUAAAUAUGGCUCUUGCACUGAUCACAGACUACAGAAAAUUCUUUUCUCUUCAACCUGGUUGCAUCGAUCAGGAUAGCAAGCUGUCCAUAUCUCUUUACUAACAGAGCCUCACCCUAUCAGUUGAGAGAGCCCUUUAUUAAGCUGAACCAUGGAUCCUAAAGGAUCCGCUCCUCCUCCCCGUGAACAAAAUACCUCCAAGCCUGCGGAUGAGCUCGAAGUCAAGCCAUAUACGGGUCAACCACGCCACAAAAAUUGCCGUCAGUGCAAAAGGUCGAAGUGCAAAGUGGGUUUAUACAUUUAGCAAGAGUCCUAUUCCCCUUCUCUGAUUUAUGUUGCAGUGCGUGGCUGUCCCCGGGAAAGCGUGCCAAAAAUGCCAGGACUCCAACAAAGACUGUACUCACGCUUCCAAUGUGGCUACUCCGGCUCCUAUUGCUGCUGCAUCACACCCAGCUGGAUACAACACACCCACAGCCGUUGGUCAGGUUGGGUCUGAUCAUGUUGGCCAGCGUCAGGCAGGGCCGCCGAGGCUUCUACCAGAGCAUCGUGAGAUCAAUACACUUCCGAUGGCAGGGUUGCCAGGCGCUGCAUGGAACAGUCAAGGCUCUUCAGGUUAUCCCCAACCUCCUGCAAGUCAGUAUGGAUCCGACCCGGGCACUGGGACAUCUCGCAUGGGUAAUAUCCCGCAUGACUUGGCAAUCGAUCCGCGCCUGGGGGCACUUGGUCACGAUCCUCAACAUCCUCAAUUGGGCCUAGGUCAAGGACAUGCCAUGGCUUUCCGACCACUGGAGUACGGUCACCCGAUCCAUCAACCUUCUGGAGUCUAUCAAGAAAACAAUAUGCAGGAUGCAGCGUAUGUUGGGUAUGCCGAGGGGACGGCAUCUACUCAUCCGCCUCCAAUGGGUUCUCGUGGACAACAAGAAAGCAAAGACCAACAGAAGAGGAAAAGAAAGACUAAAGCCGACAAUAAACAGACACAUGGAGCCAAAAACCCCAGGAGACUUUCGUGA
Molecule: messenger RNA, 1242 nt
Organism: Exophiala xenobiotica
Lineage: Eukaryota; Fungi; Ascomycota; Eurotiomycetes; Chaetothyriales; Herpotrichiellaceae
Exons: 3
Coding region: 565-1242 (225 amino acids)
Biological process (GO): regulation of DNA-templated transcription
Molecular function (GO): DNA-binding transcription factor activity, RNA polymerase II-specific; zinc ion binding
Source: RefSeq, a predicted model, not a curated record